CCUCAUUCACCGGUCCCCCAAAUUGCAAUCAUGCGUGUCCUCGCACUCUCUGACAGCAAGCUAGAAAGGCAUGUACCUCCUGAAGAAAUCGAAGAAACCUGUACGAAUAGACGGCCUGCUCCAAUGCCUCCCCCUCCUACGAAGAUUCCAUCCAUCACAAUCGAUGCCGACCUCGUGACGGAUUCUAUGGCCGCCAGAUUGUGCAUUAGCUUGGUCGGCCAUGUUCUGUUUUUGAAGAGUCAGGUGCCCUUCCCUGUCAUCCAAAUGGCACGGAUGCUCGGUGGCGAUACCACGUCCCGAGCUGCGAAGAAGCGUCAUGAACUCCUCAAUUCAUUUGAUACCCUCGCGUCACAUCUCAAUACGACAUUUACAGCACUCUCCACGGCGUUCGUCCACCACUGUGGGACAAAAGGUGCUCGAAGUUCUGGUCGUGCCUACCUUGCAGUUGUUCUUGGUCCCACGCCUGGAUCCGCUAAAUGCAGGGUAAUGGUGGGUGUGAAUGCUUUGGAAGCAAAGGUCUGGGGAAAACGAGAUGAUUGUUCGGGUGUCCCAUCUGAACGUGAGGGAGAGGAUGCGGAGGAUGACCAGAAAAAUGAUAGUGAAAAUGAGUCUGACUCGGACAACGGCAACGAUGGCGAAGCCGACUCAAAUGAAAGCGGUGGCGGUGAUAGCAGUGAUAGUUCAGGCGAUGAAGAAGCAGCUUCGGAAACGGAGUCCGAUGAAUCUUCUCAAGCACCCUCCCCACCACCGUCUAGGACACCUUCUCCCUCCUCUUCUCCGCCUCCUCCACCGCACCUACUACCUCCAACUUAUGCCCAAGAACUCGAAGCCCUCCGCACCGCCGAACGCCUGCUCUCUCGCACACUUGCAAGCGCGUGCGGAGAAAAUGAUGGGCAAGGCAUGGCCAGCGAAAUGGCUCCAACUCAGACACACAUAGUACUGCGUGCUCCGCGAAAAUUUAUGCACCCGGCGUGGGUGCCUAGGCAAGCACUCAGCGGUGCUUUUGACGCGCUGCUAGACCAGUUUCUUGAGGAAUCUGGGGAACGUCCAACAAGAGAUGAUAUUAAGAAGAAGAAAGGCGGAAAGGUGGAAGGUGUAUGGAUUCGCAGCCGACAGAAACUAACCGAAGAUUCGGAAAUGAUAUCGAGCGAAGAAAUUCCAGAAGAGGACGAGAUGAUUUGGUGGACAUGGGACGGCAGGCUUGUUGGAUUUGCGGACUGGUGACAUUCGAAAAUAAUUUUCAGACGACUUGAACAGAGCGGUUGCGACGUCAAGUGCGUGGCUUGCAGGAUAAGUAUCUGCCAAUAAAUUGUACUGCUAUGCUAUGAAGCCACUCCUUGACUAGUCGGCCAUCUACGUAAAACGUUCGAAGAAAAUAAUGAAGACAGCAACGCAGAAGUUACAUUCAUCGGAGCAAUUAUAAUUCUCGAAGGAUGAUCGAUGUACAUAGGAAAUUGGAGUUUGUUUGGC
Molecule: messenger RNA, 1470 nt
Organism: Suillus subalutaceus
Lineage: Eukaryota; Fungi; Basidiomycota; Agaricomycetes; Boletales; Suillaceae
Exons: 4
Coding region: 31-1224 (397 amino acids)
Source: RefSeq, a predicted model, not a curated record